Molecule: messenger RNA, 363 nt
Organism: Sturnus vulgaris (Common starling)
Lineage: Eukaryota; Metazoa; Chordata; Aves; Passeriformes; Sturnidae
Gene: PRR15
Product: proline rich 15
Source: RefSeq, a predicted model, not a curated record
AUGGCGGACAGCGCCGCGGCCACCGCCGCUCCUCGGCCCGGCGUGAAGGGCUCGGCGGCGCCCUGGUGGAAAUCGCUGACCAGCAAGAAGAAGCACAAGGAAGCGGCGGCAGCCCCGCCGCACCCCGUCUCCAGCGAGACCCCCGCCGACACCCCUAGCCCCGACGGCCGGGAGGAGCAGCCCCCUCCCCUCGGCAGCGCCGACGCCGCGGGGAGCGGGGUCGGCAACCGGCGGAGCCUCCGCGUGUCCCACUCGGGCCGCUUCAAGGAACGGCGGAAGGUGCGCACCUCGCUGCUGGCCGACAGCCCCGAGGUCUUCGACGGCGGCGGCGCCCCGGGCCAUGCCACCCAAGGGGCCGAGUAG